Messenger RNA from Fopius arisanus, 890 nucleotides. Its product is annotated as protein SEY1. Bases 56 to 748 code for a protein of 230 amino acids. The transcript is spliced from 3 exons. Lineage: Eukaryota; Metazoa; Arthropoda; Insecta; Hymenoptera; Braconidae. The record is from RefSeq and is a predicted model, not a curated record.
GAUACAUCAGUCAUACCAGGGAUUUUCUGCGCUCUCAAUCUCCUCUAAGCCCAAAAUGAAGAUCAUCUGUGGAUUAGUGUCCCUUAUUUAUUUGAUGGUGUGGACGGAGGCAGCACCGGUGACGAUGAUGUUGAGUGAUAAUGGCGAAUAUAUUUCCCCCAUCCAAGGACAAUGGAGUAGAAUUGCACGAUCGGAUCGAAGUUCUCUAGGGGGUGACUACGGUGGCGGUGAUUAUGGGGCUCAGGGUGGAUUCGAACCCUCGACGGGUCACUUGGGCGAUGGUGAACACGAUUUCUCACAAUAUGGACAGUUUACCCAUGAGGCACAGGACAGUCACGAUCUAGGCGGUCAUGAUUUCCACGUCGAUAAUCACGUGCAUUCUGUACCAAUAUCUGAGCACGUCGAGGUGACAAAACCGAUAACGAUACCCGUGUACAAAGAAAUCGGGAUUCCAGUGCCUCACCCGGUGAAAAUUCACAUACCACAUCCUGUGCCAGUGGAGGUGCCUCAACCGUAUCCCGUCCUGAUGCCAGUGUCACAGCCAGUGCCGAUCCAAAUCAUCAAGACCGUUGCAGUUCCUGUCGAGAAGAAGAUUCCGUAUCCCGUGGAGAAACACAUCCCCUUCCCAAUUGAAAAGCCAGUACCAAUCAAAAUCGAACGACACAUUCCCGUCCCCGUGGAAAAACCCUACCCCAUAAAAAUUCCAAUUUACAAAACAAUCCAUCAUCACGCCAAAUCCCAUCAUUAAAAACAACCCAGUAACAGUCAUUAACGACUCGUUACACAGUCUCAUUACGUUCAAUAAGUAAUAUUAAAGUUGUUGAUUUUUACUCUGAACUGUUACAUUUGUUGAUUACUUUAAAAUAAAUAAUGCCAAUUGAUGUAUCAAA